UUCAAAUGUGUCAAAUCUUUAAUAUUUUUAUUUAUAUAUUUUUUCGUGUAACGAUACUAUAUUAUAAAAAUGGUGACGAUGAAUACAAACAAAUUCGUAUUCUUGAAGACUAGAAGUGUUUUUAGUUGAUACAAAAGUUGUCAGCGAUAUUUAUUUUAUAUUUGGUCAAAUGCUACAAUUUAUGGACAUUUUAAAACGGCUUUUAACAUGCAUUUUGAUCAUAUUAUUUUGCUGCGAGUAUUUGAUAUACAAAGUUGUCAUAUAUCAAUGUUCGUGGCCGCUUUUGGAAAGCAAAGACAGUUUUAGAAACGGUAAAUUCGUGGAUAAGAGUCAGAAUGUCCAUGCAAUAUUGCUGUCAGAUCCUCAUCUCCUGGGACCGCGAUAUGGUCAUUGGUUUGAUAAACUACGACGGGAGUGGCAGAUGAGACGAAGUUUCCAGACAGCAAUGAAUUAUUUUGAUCCUGAAGUGGUGUUUAUAUUAGGAGAUGUUUUUGAUGAGGGAAUGAUUUGCACUGAUAAUGAGUGGGAGCAUUAUGUUUCACGCUUUCAUGAUAUAUUCCACCAUCCUGAAGAUGUUCAGUUACACAUAAUUCCAGGGAAUCAUGAUAUUGGCUUCCAUUACAGGAUGCUUGGCAGGUCUGAAUUAAGCAAAAGAUUUCAAAGAGAUUUUAAUAUUACUGGAGUGAAUUUUGUUAAUUUGAAAGGAAAUGUGUUCAUUCUGGUGAACUCGAUGGCACUAGAACAAGAUGGGUGUUCAUUGUGUACAAAAGCCGAGGAAAACUUAAAGUCAAUUUCCAGCAAAUUAAAAUGUCUUCAUAAAGAUAAAAUUACUUUGAAUUUUUGGAAAAAGAAAUGUGAAUUGGAGCCUUUCAUGUCGGACCCAAUUCUUUUACAGCAUUUUCCAUUGUAUCGAUCCUCUGAGGUGAACUGCACGGGUCGCGAUUCACCUCCAGCCGAACGCCGCCAAUUGAGAAACCGAGAUGGUUGGGAGGUUCUAUCCCAGGAUGCAUCAGAACUCUUGAUGACAUCACUUCAACCUAGAGCUAUCUUUAGCGGUCAUACACAUCACAGUUGUCAUGUUAUUCACAAUGAAGAUAUCCAUGAAUUCACAUUGCCUUCCUUCAGCUGGAGAAACAGAAAUGAUCCAAGUUUCAUUUUGGCGGUUUUCAACCCAAAUACCUAUUCAAUUCAAAAGUGUUUUCUUCCUGAAGAAAAUUCUGUCAUCUUUCUUUACAUCUUGUUGGGAGUUUGCAGUUUGUUUUACACAUUUUGGAACAGUUUUAGAAGGAACUUUCAUCGCUCGCAAAUUUGCAAAAUGAGGAUAUUUUAUCACAGAGAACCUGUGAAAAUAUGCUAGAUAAUUCAGUCAUUUUAUAUUGAUAUAUUGGUAUAAUAAAUAUAAGGAAUCAUGCAAGAUUGAAAGUCAAGAAAACAUUCUCCCAAGAGCAGCUUGGCAGAAGGUUAUUGGAAUGGUUCUUUUCCAUGUACGCAGUAAAAACCAAUAAUUUAAACUGCAGUGUGCAAGCUACAUAUGUUGUUGGACAUUACAAGAGCCACGCAAACACCAGUUAAUUUUAAACUCUACGAAACAAUAUUAAUUUAAUGAACAACAAAUGUACAGAAGAGAUUACACUGUUUAGUUUAAAGACUUCUUUUCUACACUUCGUACUAUCUAAACUUGGUACGUAUCUAAUCUUAUCACCAAGUUUCCAAGCAAUAACCGAAUAUUUACAAUGAUCAUGCCAGCUGGGGUUUAUCGUACACAUCUAGACGUUUUUGUUUUCCAGAUACUGUCAAAUGUUAUGUUUUUUAUCUUGUAUUAAUGCAGGCAAGUGGUGAAUGCAAAAUGUGGUAGAUUUUUGGCCCAAACA
Molecule: messenger RNA, 1871 nt
Organism: Dendronephthya gigantea
Lineage: Eukaryota; Metazoa; Cnidaria; Anthozoa; Malacalcyonacea; Nephtheidae
Product: metallophosphoesterase 1-like
Exons: 6
Coding region: 170-1357 (395 amino acids)
Biological process (GO): GPI anchor biosynthetic process
Molecular function (GO): hydrolase activity
Source: RefSeq, a predicted model, not a curated record